Molecule: messenger RNA, 6507 nt
Organism: Endocarpon pusillum Z07020
Lineage: Eukaryota; Fungi; Ascomycota; Eurotiomycetes; Verrucariales; Verrucariaceae
Exons: 2
Coding region: 1-6507 (2168 amino acids)
Biological process (GO): ubiquitin-dependent protein catabolic process via the N-end rule pathway; protein ubiquitination
Cellular component (GO): cytoplasm; ubiquitin ligase complex
Molecular function (GO): zinc ion binding; ubiquitin protein ligase activity
Source: RefSeq, a predicted model, not a curated record
AUGGCGGCAGAGCUUGAGCACAAGCUGUGCAAAGCACUGAGGGAUCAUCCGUACAGGUUCUCACAUCGUUACGAUGAGAACGCGCAGCGCGCUCUAUUGGAAAUUCUUUUUCGAUCCCUUACGAACGACAGACCUGACUACUUGUCGGCCCUCUUCCCUGCUGGAUUUCCGGAGUCUUACAAACUCAAAGACGCUCAAGGAAUAACACAGAGCUCAGAAUACACGGAAGCCGCAAGAGGUCAUCCAUGUGGUCAUAUAUUCAAGCAAGGAGAGGCCUCGUACCAUUGCAUGACCUGCACCAACGACGCUACCUGUGUCCUCUGCUCUCGAUGUUUCGAUGCUAGUGACCAUGAAGGUCAUCAGUUCCACAUAUCUGCGAGCGCGGGGAACAGUGGUUGCUGUGAUUGCGGCGAUCUCGAGGCAUGGAAAAGACCCGUAAACUGUGCCAUACACACGGCAUCUGAAAAGACGAAGACGGGAUAUCAGCCUUCCUCUUUGCCUCCAGACUUAGUUCAGUCCAUCCGCACGACUAUUAGCAGAGUUCUGGAUUACUUCUCUGAUGUCAUAUCAUGCUCACCUGAACAGCUCCGGCUUCCUAAGACGGAAGAAAGCAUCAAGCAUGAUGAGAGCUUUUCACGGCUGGGCCCGCAGUGGUAUGCUGGUGGUGAUGAAUACGAAGUAAAUCCUGAAUACUGUCUGAUAGUGUGGAAUGAUGAGAAGCACACAGUGGAAGAAGUAAGAGAUGUCAUCAAAAGAGCUUGCAGGAAGACGACAAAAUUCGGCCUCACAAAGGCCUGGGAGGCGAAUGAUAUUGGACGAUCGAUAUUGAGGCAUUCCAGAGACCUGAAGGAGCUGAUCAGAAUGUCGAACAUCGUUGAGAGUAUCAAAGUCACCACAACCAUCCGUACAUCUAGAGACACUUUCAGGGAGCAAAUGUGCGGCACGAUCGUCGAAUGGCUGUCAGACAUCUCUGGAUGUAGUGUUUGUGAGGACCACAAUGUUCUUCGGUACACAAUCUGCGAGGAAAUGCUCCAACAAUGGCGCGUUGGUAGCGAGGCUUACAAUGCGCAGAUCGGCCGAAGUGGCAUCGAUGAUCAUCAACAUUCUGAUACAAGGUAUCGGUUUGCUACCCUACCUUUGUUGACAGAGUUGGGAAUUGCUCCCGAAGUGACUGCGGAUGCCGAGGAUAAUGAAGAGGACAUGACUGAAGCUAUCGGCCAGACAGAAACCGAUCCAAUGGAGGUAGAAGGCACAUUCGAUGGACGUGAGGAGGAUGAAGAGGGCCGUCCAGACGUGAGAUUGCUGCUGAGACAGGUGGAUUUUGAAAGGUUGAAUGAUCGUCAACUAUUGGAUGCUGCUCCGCCGGCUGCUAUGCCAACCCAAGACAGCGGUGGAAUGGAUAUGGGUCCGCCGCACCAGGGAGCUGAAGAAGAGGAAGAAGAAGCAGCAGCUGAGCAGGUUCGCCAACCAGGCACUCAAUACCAACAGGACACCGAAGUUUUCACACCAACCGAGUCGGACCCUCAAGAUGCUGGCUUCAUAUCUCAAGAUCUAACAGCAAACUACAACAACAUCCCCCGAACGCCUUACGGCAGACGGAAGAUUCUUGGUGGCGUCCAGCCAAGCCACUGGGCAGUUCGGCCGUCUGGAUCAGUCGACAGAUCGAAUCUCCCCCUCUACGAGGAUCUGACAAAAAAUAUUCGACUCGAUUCCAUGGUUCUGUUUGAUAUGCGAAUGUGGAAGAAAACGAGAAUUGAUCUUCGCGAUCUUUACAUCAGCACAGUCGUCAACGUACCAGUCUUCAAGCGCAUACUGGGUCUCCGGUUCUCUGGGCUAUACACCUCGCUUUCUCAGCUCUACCUGAUUGCGGACCGAGAACCAGAUCAUUCAAUCAUCAACCUAUCUUUACAGAUGCUGACAUCGCCAUCCAUCACGGAGGAAGUCAUCGAACGAGGCAAUUUCCUAACUAAUCUAAUGGCUAUCCUGUACACUUUCCUCACUUCCCGCCAGGUGGGCUUUCCUCAAGACGUGAGCUCGUCCGCUACCCUGGCUUUUGACACUGGGUCUGUUACCAACCGACGUUUGUACCAUUUCUUCACAGACCUCAGAUAUUUUUUGUCUUCUGAACCCGUCCAAAGAAAAGUUCGUGAAGAGAGGCAAUAUCUACUUCAAUUCAUCGAUCUUGUCAAGCUCUCACAAGGUAUUUGUCCAAAUUCACGAGCUGUUGGAGAACAUGUGGAGUACGAAACAGACGCCUGGAUUAGUGCGUCACUAUUGACCAGAGAAAUCAACAAGCUCUGCCGCCAGUUCUCUGAGUCUUUCUCAUCUGUCAACUCAAAAGGGAAAGUUGGAGACGGUAUAGCAUAUGUGAUCUAUACAUCUACCUUCGCUACCAUUGUCAACUCUGUGGGGUUAGAACGCAGCAGGUUCGACCAGACUGAGAUCAAGGAGGUCGCUCGAUUCAAGCAGCUCAAACCAUUUGAGUUUGAGGACAAUGCAGACCAGUACAGAGAGAAGACUCAUCGCGUCAUCGACUAUGUGGUUGAGACAGGCGCCCUCAGUUUCCAUCAUGCAUUACACUAUACCUUGUCCUGGCUGAUAGAGGCUGGCAAGAGUCUGUCUAAUGCAGAAAUGCGAGACGUGUUGUACAAGGCCAGCUCUGACUUUGUCAAACAGUAUGGGCCUCUCAACUCGUCCGUAAAAGGCUUCUACGAGCCUGAGGAUGCAUUACUUGCUCUUUAUGAUUUCCCCCUGCGAGUCUGUGCCUGGCUUGCCCAAAUGAGGGCCGGUCUGUGGGUACGGAACGGUAUGAGCUUGCGUCACCAAAUGUCGCAAUACAAGGGCGUGAAUUUCCGUGAUGUAGGUUAUCAUCGUGAUAUCUUCCUUUUGCAAACUGCAUUUGUGACCUGCGAUCCGAGCAGAUUGCUUGCCACCAUGAUUGACCGUUAUGGUUUGGAGGCAUGGAUGCGGGGAAAGUACAACGUCAGAAAAACCUGUGAAGAUUUGCAGAGAGUCGAUAUCUUGGAGGAUUUUGUCAAUCUGCUAAUCAUGAUCCUCAGCGAUCGCUCAUCCCUCAUCGCCAUUGAAGACGAACCAAACCCGCUUCUGGUAGCGACCCGCAAGGACAUAAUUCAUGCCCUAUGCUUCAAGCCUUUGUCGUUCUCUGAUUUGAACACCAAGCUCAAUGAGAGGGUGCAAGACUACCCAGAUCUGCACCGUAUUUUAAUGGAGAUGACCACGUUCCGCGCUCCUGAAGGCUUGACCGACUCUGGAACCUUCGAGUUGAAGCCCGAAUAUCUGGAAGAGCUGGAUCCUUACAACACAAACUAUAACAAGAAUCAGCGAGAGGAGGCUGAGAAUAUUUACAAAGACUGGAUGUCUAAGAAAAUUGGCAAGCCUGCUGAAGAAGUUGUGCUAGAACCAAAGCUCCGUCCAAUACCAACUGGCGUGUAUAGCGGCCUUGCUUCCUUCACAAGCUCACGUCUAUUUGCCCAGAUUGUCUUCUAUGCGUUUGACUAUGCCCUCGUUGCGAAGAGCAUGACCCCGGAUGUUCCCGCCACCCGCAUCGAGUCAUUGCUGCAUGUUGUUCUUCAGCUCGCGUUGGUUGCAACUCUAGAGGAUGACACCACUGAGGAUGAGUUCACGGAAGAGUCCAUGCAUUCUUUCAUACGCCAUGCAUUGACCGCUAAGGCUGUCACUCAGCCUCAAGGGCAUGAGACCAUCAUCGAGGUCUUGCAGUCUAUUUCCACCAUGGAAGAAUACGCUUCGUGCAGGCCGAAGAUUAAGCACCUCCUUAAACUGUUCUGCCGAAAACGGACGUUUGACUUUAAUCGAGCAACAGCAGGUCUCGACUUUCCCUUUGGCAGGCUAGACACCGCCUCUCCUGCAAAUCUAGAGCAGGGGGUCGAAGCUAAGAAGAGACAAGCUGAUGAACGUAAGGCAAGGGUUAUGGCCCAAAUGCAGCAGCAGCAGCAGAAUUUCAUGGACAAUCAAGGAGUAUCUGACUGGUCUGACGAAGACUUGAGUGACACCGAAACGGAAGCACCCGUGGCCAUGGGUAAGAAGGUCUGGAAAUAUCCGACAGGUGUGUGUAUUCUCUGCCAGGAAGAGACGAACCCGGGCAGACUCUACGGUACUUUUGGAAUGUUCACCGAAAGCAACAUCCUCCGGCAGACCAAUCUUGAUGAUGCUGAUUUGGUUCGAGAAGUGUUGAACACACCGGCCAGUCUUGAUCUGUCCAUCGAGAACAUUCGUCCCUUUGGUGUCGCUGGUGAAAAUCAUGAGCAGGUCGUGCGACUUACUACAGAAGGCAAUUCAAUCAUGACAGAUCGACAAGGGCUCGGGAAAGGCUGGCCCAUGGGAUUUGUAAGGAGAUCGCCAAUAUCAACAGGCUGUGGUCAUCUAAUGCAUUUUGCAUGCUUUGAUCACUAUUUCAAAUCUGUUGCGAGGCGGCAUGCACAACAAAUCGCCAGACACCACCCCGAGCGAAUAGAAAACAACGAAUUCGUGUGUCCGUUGUGCAAAGCACUUGGAAACACUUUUCUACCUAUUCUUUGGAAAGAAAAGGAGAACUGCUAUCCGGGUGUGCUCCUCAAUGAAGAGAGUUUGGAAUCCUUUCUUGAGGCCGAAGUCUAUCGCAUACUUCCGAUGCAACAGGCCCUUGAGCAAAGCGGCCUUGAAAAUGCUCGGAAUGUCCAGAAAUCUUUCCCAGCUUCUGUCACAGCAGGGUUCUUUGAGACAAUGAGAAAGGCGGUGUCUCUGGGUCGAUUGAUAAGCCCAACUACUUCAGUGCCUCCUUCAAUGAUAGAGUUGGCCCAUGUUUUCUCCAGGCUUGGAGACACCAUUAAUAUCAACGGCUUCAAUCGUUUGCAGGUUUCUCCCUCGUCAGUACAGCAUGUCUCCUACAUCGACGUCUUGCUUUCUCUACUUGGGUCCUCGGUGUCGGCGGUCGAGAUUGGGCAGCGUGGUGUUGCUGCCGGAUCUGGAUUCAACCUGCUAGAGAGAACAUCUACCCAGACGCUGUCUCACCUCCGCAUACUUUCAGAGACGAUCAGCUCUUACAUCUCGUCUGGCGAGAUAUCUGUUGAUUCGUCUGUAGAUGAUCUUUCAGCAGCACAGAAACGAUUAUUUCGCCAGCUGUUCGUAAGAUCAGCAUCAGCACUUUCCACUGCCAACCACGGGAACUCCCCUAGCGCCGCUACACAUGUAGGACCUCUGUUUCUCCAAGACGUCUUUGACGUAUUCGUGCAAUCUUGCUUGGUCCUCAGUCCAACCUUAAAAAUCAGCAUCCAUCACAUUUUGCGGCUUUGCUACCUAGCCCAAAUUGUGCAGACUAUUAUGGCGUACAUCAACCGUCCAGGACGGCUAGCAAACCUUGUUGAGGAUCCCAGGACUGCGCGACCCAUCUCACCUCCGGCAACACCGCCAACUGGAUCUGAAGUGCAGGCGCUUUCAGCUCUUACCGAGUGGAUGACUGAAAUAAUUUACAAUGCUGGAUACAUGCCCAGCAGACUCGCUCCACAUUGCGAGCAAGCUCUGUUUGCCUUGGUUCGGUCUUAUAGCCUUACCUUUUUACGUAGAGCCACAAUAUUCCUGCAUAUUAGCCACGGUGUGGAUUUUCCCGCUUCUUCUCACCACGAACUACCCGAGAUCGAUCGGCUCUCACGCCUGCUCAAUCUCCCUAGUCUAUAUGACAUAGUCUCGGAUUUUCAGCCCUCUUCCGGAAAACGUUCCACCAAAGACCAAGUCUCGGGCUGGAUCCUCACCUUCGCAAGACACCAACAGAGCAAACAAGUUGGAGAAGGCAGCUACAUCCCUCUUCAUCCGUCAAGAGGCUCCGGAGAUCCUGCAAAGGGACAUUUGGUCAUAGACCUCUCUCGCAAUAUAACUUUACCUCACCCAGCACCAUUCGAGCUUAUCGGCCUACCAAAGUACUUUGAUGUCCUCAUGGAGGAGGCAAACCGCAGAAAGUGUCCAUCGACCGGCAAAGAUCUUACAGACCCAGCGCUAUGCUUAUUCUGCGGGGCGAUCUUCUGCAGUCAAGCGGUCUGCUGUAUGAAGAACAAGAUCGGUCCAGCCAAUCUCCAUGUUGAGAAAUGUUCCUCUCCAAUCGGAAUCUUCCUCUCCAUACGCAAAUGCACCAUCCUCCUCCUCCACAUCGUUCGUAAACCCAUCCCACUUCCCCCAUCCUCCUCUAAUAUCCCCGCCUCGGCCCCAAAACCCGCCACCUUGACCUCAUCCUCUUCAUCAUCCGCCUCUCCACCAAACCCAUCAUCCCUUCAUUUUGGCGCCCCGAAAUCCAACGGCGGCUGGUUCCAUGCCCCGUAUCUGACGAAACAUGGUGAAGUGGAUCCGGGACUGAGGCAGCGACAUCAGUUGGUGUUGAAUCAGAAACGGUAUGAUCGCCUGUUGAGGGAAGUGUGGUUGAUGCUGAAUGGAAAUGUGUGGAGUACGGUAGCGAGGAAGUUGGAGGGGGAGAUCAAUGGCGGGGGUUGGGAGAGUAUCUGA